GGAUGAUUCGCCUAUCUCACCGCUAGUUGUGCCUGCUGUUCUUCUACGGCAUCCUGCGGCUGUGCCCAGGCGCGUGGUGAUCGCACGAGUCUUUGGGUAACGCGGGCCGUCUCUUUGUUGUGUGUUGAGCUAAGUGUACAACGCCGACUCGUACCGCGCCUCGACUCGCGCCGCCGACACGCCUUUCAGCCUCGAUGUGCCCUGUGCUCACUCGGCUUUCAUUUCUGUUUCCUCGUCGCUUUUCGUACUCGUCGGACCUCGCUGUCAUCAGACGUCAUCGUUCUCGUUCUGGUUGCCAGGGGAAAUCGGCAAUGACUUCGCAGAAUCGAGUCCUGACGCCCGUGUCACUAUUGACUUUCGGGCAAGCGUCAAGGGUCUGGUGCGAUGUGGGCGUCCAAGAUUGGGUUGUUCAGUUGAACACUGCAUUAACUCCCGCUGCAGCUCGGCAACCGGUGGCUGGGAGUAAUUCACUGACGUUCUUGGUGCUUGAGCGUCGUACUCAUGCACGGGUAACGUCGUCAAUAGCAGGCACAAGCUAACCUUGGAAUAAAGAAUGCGUCAACGUCCAACCGAGCGAAUCCUCGCCACGGAAAAUUAUAAGGCUGCAUGCAUUGCAUUUCGAACUGCUGACUUUCAGCCCCGACCAGUUUCGUCUUUGCCUGCCGCAUCGUGUCCUUCUUUACAUCUCGCGGCUGGUCAAAAUGAAAUUCUUAAGCAUCAGUUCCCUGGCGCUUGCUCUUCUGCUGGCAUGUUCCUACGAUGUGAAAUCCAACAGUGCGAAUGCUGGUUUGAUGCGACGGAAAAAUCAUGACGGUAGUCAUGAUGGAUUCAAGCUGCCGCCAUUUUUACAAAGCCAUUGGCACACCAAGCAUCUCGUUGCUCCCAAGAUGACUGCGGCGGAAGCAAUGGAUUACUACUUCCCUCUCCUCAGACGAGGCUGCCCCUCAGACGGCGGCGAUAAUGAUGACAACCCGGAUAGUGGCGGAGGCAACAGCCCAGGCAACGGCACAAGCGGAGGUGGUGUCCCAGAGCCAGUACCUGGCAAUUGGUCCAUUCGCAACCUUAAUACAGUCUCAUCUGUCUAUAAUCUCACAGUCUAUCCAAAAAAUCUACCACUCUUCCUGAACGAGACGGACAUCGGAUUGCCUUUCUUCAACGAGAACGUCACUGGCCGCGUCACUCCCCUGGGUAACUUUUCAGGAUACGAAGACAGCAUUGAGUACUUUUGGGGCCUCGCUCCUGUUCCAGUUGAUCCUUCGACGGCUGCCAUCUCGCAAGCUGUGGUAACCCACUUCACAAGCGGUUGUCCAGAGGUUGCUUCAUCCAUGGUCGAACUUACGGUGACGAACGUCGUCGGUCCAAACAACGGGACGUUCAUCACAAAACUCAAACAAAUUGCCUUUUGGCGCUUCGAUACAACUGGUCGGAUCAUUGCUUACGACGCGUGGAUCCCAAACCUGCAAAAUUUCGUAGGCAAAAUCACAGAUCCGUCGGUUGGUAUCUACAGUGGUGGUGGAUAUGUGCCCUCAACGACUGACAUGACCACCACUGAAGGUCAGAUUUGUCAGCUGCAGGCACAAUUCUGCACUGGAGGGAACCAAGUCUAUUCGAGCGUGGACGAAUGUAUUGGGGUGCUGAUGUCAAAACCGUACGGAACGUUCGACGAGGCAUGGGGAGACAAUGUUGUCUGUAGGCGUGUUCACGUCUUGCUCACUCCCCUUCGGCCUGCAGUGCAUUGUGCUCAUGUGGGUCCUACGGGAGGCGGAAAGUGCGUGGACCCCAACUACAACGAUGUCUACUUCGACGAUGAAGAGCUUUUUGGUUCAAACUCAAUCUUCCAGUGCCCUGGCGAUUCUCUCUAGGGCGGCACUUCAUUUUCACAAAUGGUCGCGUACCAUCUUUUACGAUACUCCGAUGAUGCAUACUCUCGUGAUGACUUAUGGCUAAUCGCAGUAACGACUCAAUGAUAUUAUGACUACAGAAUGCUGUAUUAUACUUCUGGAAUGCGUUCUAAUGGAAUCGAGAAUUGAUUGUACAUAGGAAGUGUACAAAAAUCGAGGGCGGCUUGGUGCUAUUCUCGAUAGAAACCCAUCGAGGGUUGGCUGAGAUCACAAGGAAUUGAGCUCUUACUUUGAAAAAAAAAUUUUUUUUUGAAUCCUUUUUGUCAGAAUCAAAACAAACAACAUUUUGUGCAACGACCGUAAU
Messenger RNA from Verruconis gallopava, 2205 nucleotides. RefSeq lists its product as uncharacterized. The transcript has 2 exons. Bases 702 to 1862 code for a protein of 386 amino acids. The record is from RefSeq and is a predicted model, not a curated record. Lineage: Eukaryota; Fungi; Ascomycota; Dothideomycetes; Venturiales; Sympoventuriaceae.